AUGUCUGACCACGACACUGCCUCCAUGAUGAGCAGGCACGAGCUUGGCGAGGAGCUGACAGUACAAAAUGUUGUGCUCAGGUCCCUCGCCGAUGCGACAUACGAUGGAGCUGAGGAAAUGCGACAAGAUGCCCACCUCGAGAUUGCUCGCCUCAAAGAGCUUCUUCAUAACCUUAACCAGAAGGAACAGGCUGGUACCCAAGAAGUCUUUGAAGACAGACGAGACAGACGUCUCAAUACAGCUUCUGCCUCAGCUCGUUGGUUUCUCACAGACCUCUGCGCUGCUCGCUCGACCGACUACCCCUCAAGCAGCGUACGCGCGCACAGCAGUUCCAAUACUCAAAACCCUCUUGACACACAUGAUCGACAGUCUGAUAUACCAAACACCAUGAAUCCCCCACGGCAAAGUAGCUUCUCCUUGCCCAGCCGGAAAAGGGGCGCAGAGUCAGCUCGUCUAUCUGCUCACGACAAUUCUUCAAAAAUCCGACGAGUCUCCCCUUUACCCAGAGAUGAUGUCUUCUCCACCACCUUUCCUAAUGGCAGCUUGAAUGAAGAAUCCAUCGACUUCGUCGACCUUACUGGGGAUGACGAUGACAUGGGCUCCGACUUCAUUGCACAGCAGAUUAAGGCUGAGGACAGACAACAGCAAGAAUGGCGAGAUCGACAACUUGCAAAGCAGCUUUCUAGUCAAGAGCCUCCUGGUCAGGUAGCAGGAUCGCAGUCUCCUCAUACUAACGCCUUCACUCGUCUCAUGAGCAGCCAGCCUCCUGCCCCAACCAUACUUGAUGACGAAGAGAGCUUGUUUGGCAUUCCUGGUGCUUACGAUGAGCGAUGGGAUGAUUCACUGGGGGCCGGGCCAUCUUUCAACAUCCCCCAGAGACGACUAGACCCUCAAUAUAUACCCGCGUCAAGUUCUACAAACCGUCCUGCCAUCAGGGAAGACCCAGACAUUAUCUUUGCUGGAUCUAUUGUUAAGCGCUCGCCAGCUCGUAUGGAGCGUCCAGGUCCAGGUUUGACUAUGGGUUACCCUGAUUUGACAAGACGCAGCCAGUUUAUGCAACCCCAUCCUGGGUUUAGGCCACUGCCUUCAUAUGUCCCGGGUUCAUAUUCAUCCCCGUCAUCCCUGAGCGAUCUCAUCGGGCGUACUAACGGUCUUGACCCUAUCAAUGGCACAUACCAAAACGGUGAUCCAAUCCAUCCGUAUAUACUGGACAGGAUGGAGACUCCUUAUGACCAUGGCCCGGGACUGGACGAAUCGGAGCUACAGGAGCUGUUGAAGAAUAUCUCUGCUGACAUGGAUCUUCCAAAAUUGGAUCCUAAUGAUGCACCUGCUGGUCUGAAACGACCGCUAUAUCCGCAUCAGGACAUCGCUCUCGCUUGGAUGAAAAAAAUGGAGGAAGGGACAAGCAAGGGUGGUAUUUUGGCUGACGACAUGGGGUUGGGGAAGACGAUCUCAACACUCGCGCUUCUUCUGGCCCGUCCAGCGACAACCCGGCCUAAGACAAAUUUGAUCAUCGCUCCUCUCGCUCUCCUUCGCCAGUGGGAGGAAGAGAUUGCUACUAAGACCAAACCCUCCCAUCGGCUUUCGGUAUACGUACACCACGGCAGGAAGACCACAACGGAUGAAUUGCUUAAAUAUGACGUGGUAUUGACUACCUAUGGCUCACUCGCACAAGAGCUCAAACGAUUUGACAAGUUGGUGGAGGAGCACCAGGGCCAGGUUAUUGACUGGAGUGACAGAACUGUAAACCUCAAAUUCCCACUUCUGCACCCGCACAAGGCUAAGUUUUACCGUAUCAUUCUGGAUGAGGCGCAGUGCAUCAAGAAUGAAAAGACCAAGUCUGCCAAAGCGUGUAGCCAGCUUGCCGCGACCUACCGGUGGUGUCUAACUGGAACACCCAUGAUGAAUGGAGUUUUGGAGCUCUAUUCUCUUAUCAAGUUCCUCAGGAUCAGGCCCUACUGCAAGUGGGAAGACUUCCGCCAGGGAUUUGGUAGACUUUUUGGUCGCAACGGCGACCCUAAGAGCACUGCUAUGAGAAAGCUACAAGCGCUUCUCAAAGCCAUAAUGCUUCGGCGCAAAAAGAACUCGCAGCUUAACGGCAAGCCUAUCCUCAGGUUACCUGAGAAGACCGAAGAAAUUGUGUAUGCCGAAAUGUCUUCUGACGAGCGUGACUUUUACACUCAGCUUGAAAAGCAAUCGCAGGUCCUGGUAAACAAGUAUCUUCGGGAAGGCACUGUGAGCAAGAACUAUUCAAAUAUUCUUGUCCUUCUGCUUCGUUUACGCCAAGCAUGUUGUCAUCCACAUCUCAACCUUGACGUGGAUGAUGCGGCAUCAUCUUCUAUCUCUGACGAGGACAAGAAAAAGUUUGUGAAAGAGUUGGAUGCAGCUAUAGUGGAAAGAAUCAAAGAGAUCGACAGUUUCGAGUGUCCUAUUUGCUACGACGCUGUUCAAUGCCCCAGCUUUUUCAUCCCUUGCGGACACGACAGCUGUGGUGAAUGUCUGGUCCGCAUUGCAGAAAACGCCUCCACAGUCAACAUACAAGAAGGCAGCGAAAGCAACCGGGCUAAGUGCCCGGUCUGUCGCGGCCAAUUUGACCCCGCCAAAUGCUUUUCCUAUGAUAUUUUCAGACAGGUGCAUAUGCCUGAAACCAUUGAGCAAGGACCUGAAGAGACAAAAGUUGAGGAUGAGCUUGGCUCGGAUACAGACUCGGAUACGGACUCCGAGUACGCGUCAGACGAUGAGGUCGAUACCAAGGGAAAUCUCAAGGGCUUCAUCGUUAACGACGAGCUUUCCGACGAGGAGGGCAUGAAGAUGGUCAAAAAGAAGCGCAAAGAAAAAGGCAAGGGGAAAAAGAAGGCCCUGGAUGUCAAACCCUCGAUGCUCAAAACAUUGCGCAAGGAGGCUUACAAGAAUCGCGAUGCAUUCAAAAGGUACAUGCGUUACCUGAGGAAAACUUGGGAACCUGCUGCCAAAGUGACAGAAUGUAUGAACCUUCUCAAGCAGAUUGAGGAAACAGGCGAGAAGACAAUCGUCUUUUCUCAGUGGACUCUGUUACUUGAUCUUCUGCAGGUGGCAAUGUCGCAUGAGAAGAUGGCAAAGCCCCAAAGAUAUGAUGGUUCCAUGUCGGCAACAAAUCGCAACAUCGCGGCUCACAAUUUCCGUGACCGUAGAGACACCAAAGUAAUGCUGGUUUCUCUGAAAGCUGGGAACGCGGGUCUCAAUUUAACUGCUGCUUCUCGUGUUAUUAUCAUGGACCCUUUUUGGAAUCCGUACAUCGAAAUGCAAGCUGUUGAUCGGGCCUAUCGCAUUGGCCAACAGAAGGAAGUCAAAGUGUAUCGUAUCCUCACGAAGGACACUGUCGAAGACCGCAUCAUUGAACUGCAGAACAAGAAGAAGGAGAUGGUCGAGGCAGCGUUAGACGAGAACGAGGGUGGCAAGAUUGGACGACUGGGGGUGAACGAGCUUCGACGUCUUUUCAGACUUGAAGGUUAG
Messenger RNA from Fusarium sp. VM40, 3492 nucleotides. The record is from the annotation of a GenBank genome assembly. NCBI's taxonomy places the organism in Eukaryota, Fungi, Ascomycota, Sordariomycetes, Hypocreales, Nectriaceae.